Pseudogymnoascus verrucosus is the source of this 4179-nucleotide messenger RNA. RefSeq lists its product as uncharacterized. The coding region runs from base 1 to 4179 and encodes 1392 amino acids. Lineage: Eukaryota; Fungi; Ascomycota; Leotiomycetes; Thelebolales; Thelebolaceae. The transcript has a single exon. Gene Ontology annotation, molecular function: protein binding. The record is from RefSeq and is a predicted model, not a curated record.
AUGGCGGACCCCCUAAGUGUAGCAGCGAGUUUAAUAGCAAUCGCGCAGGUCAGUGGUAGUAUCAUCUCCCUCUGUUAUGACUAUCGUCGCGGGUUCCAGGGAGCGCAGAAAGAGGUCCUGCAGAUCUUUCGGGAAACACAGUCCCUGCGUAAUGUCAUUGAGCAACUUAUCCAUUUGGUCGACGACAACAACGAUGCCGGGAGCGAGGUAAAUCUGCCUUCCUUGAAGAAUAUGAGCGUCAACGACGGGCCAAUCUCUGAAUUCCAAAGCGACCUUCGGAAACUCGAGGAUCGGCUGCGCAAACCAGUCACCAAGUGGAAGCGGCUAGGUGAACAGUUACUCUGGCCACUGCGAGAACGCGAUGUCAAGGAGGCGCUUGGGAGCAUACACCGCAUGAAGGGCAUUAUAGAAUUUGGUCUUGUCGCGGAUUCUACGGCGGCCAUUGUGGAGAUCCAAAGGAACACGAGAGAGCUGAAGGACAGGAUACUUGACUAUCGGCGCUCGAAUUUCCACAUAUCCGAACAGGAACACCUGCAGGUGAUGCUGGAGUGGCUAGGAUCCCCCGAUCCUUCCGUCCGGCACAACGACGUCUGCAAGAAGCGAGCGAAGGAUAGUGGGCUUUGGCUCCUUGAUGGAAGCGAGUACGGAGUAUGGCACAAGGCCCCCACGGCAUCUUUUUGGCUCCAUGGGAUACCGGGGUGUGGGAAGAGCGUCCUCAGCUCAGUUGUCAUAGAGCACAUCAAGUCCCACAAUAUCCGAAAUCACGACGUGGCGUUAGCAUACUUCUACUUUGAUUUCAGCAAUGAGAGUACUUGCAAAUCGGAAGUCAUGCUUCGCUCACUAGUGUCGCAACUUUCGAUGUGGCGAGGAAAACCGCCCAAAGCACUAUCACGUUGCGCUCGAAAACAUUUCAGGACCACGUCUCACUGUGGCGAUGGCGAUGAGUUGGCGGUUUAUCGAGAUGGGAUUUCUCAGCCUACGACACAGGACCUUGUUGAGAUCUUGCGAGGUAUUGCGGAAGAGUAUGAUGAUACUUAUCUUGUGGUAGAUGGGCUCGACGAGUGUCUAGAUCAAGGAGAGUUACUUGAAAUCCUUAAUGACAUCCUAUCCUUCCAAGAAGAUGGCUUGCGCAUAUUUCUGGCAAGUAGACGUAGUGGAGAUAUUGGCGCAGUUCUUGACUCGAAGGUUACAUAUACCGUUGAAGCUAGAAGUGAAGACGUGGGCGGUGAUAUUUACAGUUUCGUCCAAGAGCAAUUGAAAACCCACCCUAAGCUCUCCAAAUGGCCCGCCAGUCUACGAAUGGAAAUACAAGAUUCUCUUAUCAGUGGCGCCGGUGGUAUGUUCCGAUGGGUCCAUUGCCAGCUCGGAAUACUUGGAAAGUGCAUUACAAUCAAAAACAUAAGAAAAGCACUCAAAGCGCUACCGAAAUCGCUCUCAGAGACCUACGCAUUAACUAUCGACGGUAUUGAUGAGGAUCACUGGGAGUAUGCCGUUAAGAUUCUAAUGUGGCUUGCUAUCUCUCCAAAGCCUCUCGAGAUCGGCGAAGCUGCGGAAGUCCUCGCCGUUGACUUAGAAGCCGAGGGUGGACCAGUCUAUGACGAGGAUCUGCGGGUUCUAGAUCCAACCAUAGAGAUUCCGGCAAUGUGCACAUCACUUGUCGCGACAACUACAACUUGCUUACGGAGUCGUAAUGGUACCCUUGAAAAGGGUAUUGAACUCCGUUUAGCACACUACACUGUGAGGGAAUAUCUGCUAUCAGAAGAAUUCUUCUUGCGGAUGCGCCAUACGACUCUGUUUGUAAACAAGCCCCAGGUGCACGCUUUCGUAGCUAGAACCUCAUUGGCAUAUAUCCUAAGCAUACAGGAGGCCCUCACUGAAGAGCUACAAAAAGAUCGUCCGCUAUCGAGGCACGCUGCAGAAGUAUGGCUGUAUCAUUACCAAGAGGCGUCAAAGGAGACGAGCCUAGAACUCCUUGUUUUGCAGCUUCUCCGAGACAAUGGACAGACUGAACCAUACAGGAACUGGUGUAAGUUAUUUGACCCGAGCAAACCAUGGAGACAGCCCGAUCUCCAGCGCAAGACGUGUCCAUCCCCGCUAUACUAUGCGAGUUCGGAGGGCCUUGAGCCCCUCGUUUUAGCACUUCUAAAAGCCGGUGCAGACUGUAACGCGGUGGGGGAAAUUCACAAAACCGGCCUCCAGGCAGCAGCAUGCAACGGUCAUAUUGGUAUCGUCCGUGCUUUGCUUAAGGCAGGAGCAGAUGUGAAUGGUGGCGGUGGGCUCUAUCGUGUCCCUAUCAUCGCUGCAUCGGCCUCAGGACAUGCUGAAAUUGUGGAGGUAUUACUCGAACAUGGCGCACAUGCAAAUUAUUCGUUCCCUGUCACGGCGUUAACUGAAGCUUCUCGACGGAAUUAUGUUGAAGUUGUGCGAGUGCUAAUUAAUGGCGGCGCUAGUCCUAACCAAUACUCCUUUAAGUUAUUUGAUGUGAAUCCGAUCGAAGCGGCUUCAUCGCGAGGCUACAAAGACUGCGUGGCCUUGAUGUUGCCGAAAGCAAGUCGGAUGACUGCGCGAGGUGGGUUAGAAGUAGCUAGCAGAGCAACAACAGACCGUGAUAUGCUGAAGAUAUUCGUCGAGUUCAUUCCCGACGAUGUUUUAAAUUACGCCGCCGCUCUUGGUUACAAGGAUCUCGUUGAAGACUUGCUUGAUACAGGUGCUAAGUCGGAAACAAAGACCACAAUUAGAAGAUCCUGGGGGCCGGAAGAUUUGUCACAGUCUGCCCUAGUUCAGGCUUGUGCAAAUGGACACCUUGGGAUAGCAAAACAGUUGAUUGAUAAAGGCGCUGAUAUCAAUGCAAAGGCUGGGGAGGGCAAAGGCUGGGGAGGGAGUUCUGUUGCGCUGACAAUGGCCACGAGGGCAUGCAACCCUGAAAUGGUAAAGCUGCUCCUUACCCACGGUGCUAAUGUGAAUGCGGGUGGUGACGACGGACCAGCAUUGCAAAUUGCGGCCUACGAAGGAUAUAAAGAUAUUGUCCAGAUUCUCAUCGAUCAUGGUGCUUCGCUAGAGGACAGCACUGGCAUUUAUGGCGGCCCUGUGCAAGCAGCAGUGCUUGGCGACCACAUCGACAUAUUGAAAAUCGUUCUCGCUGCCGGAACGAAUGUCAACAUGAUGGCUGGAUUAUCAACAGAAUAUAUAAGCGAUGUGGCCCUCUCUGGCAGCCCAAUUCAAGCCGCCGUGUUUUGCUCAAAUAUUCCCAUGGCCAACUUCCUUUUAGGACACGGUGCAGACCCCAAUCUGUGGAGGAACGUAAACGGCCGGAAAGGGAUGAUGGCUCCGCUCUCGAUGGCUGCUAAGAACGGCAACCUAGACUUAGUGAACCGACUGCUAGACGCUGGUGCUGACGUAAAGGCCCUAGAAGAAGGCUUAGAUUCAGGGCCAGCGUUGUUCUGGGCCGUGAGAGGGGGGUUUCUGAUGGUGGUAAAUCGACUAUUAGAUGCAGGUGCAGAUCCCAACGCUCCAUGUCACACAAUUGUGGGAGGGGAUGCUACGAUUCUUGCAGAGGCUUGCUCGGGACAGGAUGCAUCAGUAGUCGAGUCGAUGCUGAAGGCUGGCGCGGAUGUACGAAAGUAUAGCGACUUCCGCGAGAACAACGAACCGCCUAUCCAUACCGCCGCCCGUUGCGGCAGCGUCGACGUGAUCCGUCUCCUUGAGAAGUACGGUGCAGACGUCAAUGAGCAGUGUGAAGGAGGUGAGACAGCAUUGCACAAGGCGGCCAAGGGCGGCAGACGAGAUAUCGUAGAAGUACUUUUACUAGAGCUUAAAGCGGACCCUUUAUUGUCGUUUUUAAACGGCAGCUUGCCAAUUCACACUGCAGCUAGCUGGAACAGCCCAGAGUGCUUGGAGCUACUAGUCAAAGUCUCUGAUAUAAACGCACGAAAUAAGGCCGGGAGGACGCCUUUGCACUGGGCCGCUGAUCAUGCAGCUACAAAGGCCGUGGAAUGGCUACUUAAGAAUGCUGCGGAUGAUAGUAUAGAAGAGUUCGGGACUAACAUGACUGCGCGGGAUUAUGCAGAGUUGAGGAUGCAGGAGGCUGAUUCUGGGAACAACGCGGAGUACGCUGAGGUGCUUGAAAUGUUUGAUCGGCAUUUGAAGGUCAAGUACGCUAUUAGACCAAGUACGCCAUGA